GCUCCCGCAGAACAAACAGCACAUUCAUAGGCAGCAGUCAGUCAGUCAGCAGCAUGUAUCUCUGGAGAAUUUACUUCUCUUUUUCUCUGAAUGUCACAUUUGUUCAAACGCGCCUCAUACAAUGAGGAUUAUAAUCUGGAUCAUCGCGAACGCUUUCCUGUUCAGCGUCGUUUCCACGCAACGAAAUCGAAGACCAGUUUUCACAUGUGGCGGAAACUUUACUGGAGACACAGGACUGAUUGGGAGUCAGGGGUACCCCGGUGUCUACCCUCCCAACAACAAAUGUGUGUGGAGAAUUACUGUUCCUCAAGGGAAGGUUGUCUCCCUUUUGUUCAGAGCUCUGGAUCUUGAGAGUGAUAGUCUUUGCAGAUAUGACUAUGUUGAUGUAUAUGACGGCCACAUCAACGGGCAGCGUCUCGGCCGCUUCUGUGGUACCGCCAGACCCGGAGCGCUGGUCACCAAUGGAAACAAGAUGCAAGUGGUCAUGGUGUCAGAUGCCAACACAGCUGGGAGUGGUUUCCUUGCUGUAUACUCAGCGAUUCGCCCAAAUGAAAGAGGUGACCGGUAUUGUGGGGGUCUUUUAGACAAACCCUCCGGGAGCAUAAAGACCCCUAACUGGCCAGAUAAAGACUACCCAGCAGGAGUAACGUGUUCCUGGCAUAUUGUUGCUCCUCAAGACCAGAUCAUUGAGCUGAAGUUCGAGAAGUUUGAUGUGGAGAGAGACAGCUACUGCCGCUAUGACCAUGUGGCUGUGUUUAAUGGUGAAGAAACGAACGAGUCACGGAAGAUCGGGAAGUUCUGUGGAGACAGCCCACCCAUGCCAAUUUAUUCUGAUGGCAAUCAUCUGUUCAUCAUGUUUCUGUCAGACCUGAGUCUAACUGCGGAUGGAUUUAUCGGCCAUUACCGCUUUAAAUCUCGGAGUCUCAGCACCGCCAGUGCCCCCCUCACCCCCGUGAGCACUAUCCCACCCACCACACAGCCCGCAGCUCUUACAUACUCAGAAGAUCUUUGCAAGCAGAAAUGCAAAAGGACUGGAACAAUUGAAAGCCAUUACUGCUCUAGUAACUUUGUGAUUACUGCCACACUUAUCUCAGCAGCCGUGAGGGACCGCAGCAUCCUCGCCACCUUUUCCAUCAUGCACCUCUACAAGGAAGGAAGUUUAGCCAUCCAACAGGCUGGGAAGACCAUGAGCACCAAAAUCACGGUCCUCUGUAAAAAAUGCCCUCUGGUCAGACGAGGGCUUAACUACAUUGUCAUGGGACAGACAGAUGAACAGGGUCAAGGUGUUGUUUCUCCUCACAACUUCGUGAUGGCCUUCAAAACCAAGAAGCAACGAGAUCUGGGAGUGCUGAAGAAUAUACGCUGCUAAUGUGCACAGGUCACCUCCAUAGCUGUUUAUUUCUAUUAACUAGGUGAUUCACUUGAUGUACAUGCUUUUGAUAACAUUCAUACUUGAAGGACUCUUUCAAUAUUUAAGACUGGUCUAAUAUUUUAAUAUUUCUGAAACACAUUUACUCCAACAAAACAGAAAAAAAUCAUUCAAAUGUUGUUUAGUUUUCUGUUUUAAACAUCUCUGACCACAUGA
Messenger RNA from Labeo rohita (rohu), 1585 nucleotides. RefSeq names its product procollagen C-endopeptidase enhancer 2a (gene pcolce2a). The record is from RefSeq and is a predicted model, not a curated record. NCBI's taxonomy places the organism in Eukaryota, Metazoa, Chordata, Actinopteri, Cypriniformes, Cyprinidae. The coding region runs from base 122 to 1369 and encodes 415 amino acids. Gene Ontology annotation, molecular function: protein binding. The transcript is spliced from 9 exons.